Messenger RNA from Colletotrichum acutatum, 743 nucleotides. RefSeq names its product 40S ribosomal protein S28. The annotation marks the transcript as partial. The transcript has 3 exons. Gene Ontology annotation, cellular component: ribosome; cytosolic small ribosomal subunit. NCBI's taxonomy places the organism in Eukaryota, Fungi, Ascomycota, Sordariomycetes, Glomerellales, Glomerellaceae. Gene Ontology annotation, biological process: maturation of SSU-rRNA; translation; ribosomal small subunit assembly. Gene Ontology annotation, molecular function: structural constituent of ribosome. The record is from RefSeq and is a predicted model, not a curated record.
UGGGUCACUAGCACGCACCGUGGAAGGGUUUCCUUUCGCUAAAGCCCUUCCACAAGUCUUCGUAGCGAAAAAAAGAUCGUACUCGCAGUCAACCAUCAACCCGCGCAGCCCACCACCCAGCAGCACCUUCGCAACCACAUACAUGUACGUGUCGCGACGCCCGAGAAAAAUUGACAGAGAUCUUGAUCGACUGACGUAGAAUUUUCGCCCGCAGUCAAAAUGGAUUCCGCUAAGCAGCCUGUCAAGCUUGUGAAGGUCACCCGCGUCCUGGGCCGUACCGGCUCCCGCGGUGGUGUCACCCAAGUCCGCGUCGAGUUCAUGGACGACGAGACCCGUUCCAUUAUCCGUAACGUCAAGGGACCCGUCCGUGAGGACGACAUCCUCUGCUUGCUCGAGUCUGAGCGUGAGGCCCGCAGACUGAGAUAAGGCAGCUGAAUCGGCGGCGGCGUGUGUUAUGGACAUUACGAGGAACGGAAUCAUGGUUCUGAGGAUGGGACAGGAACAUUGCGAGGGCUUCGUCACCCGAGCCCACGGCUUUCGUGUUUAGAGGAGUCAAAAAACGGAUUCUGCAUUGCGAAUACAGCAAGGUUCUCCCACCCAGCCGCGAGGCAACUCUGCACGAAGAACGACCUCGUGUACCUGUUUGUGAUGCGACGCUGGAAGGGGCAAAGGGAACGGCGUCUACGAGAUAUAUCAAUCAAUGGACAGCCUGGGAAAAUUCAUCAAACAUCUUCUGCACCGUU